Molecule: messenger RNA, 927 nt
Organism: Necator americanus (New World hookworm)
Lineage: Eukaryota; Metazoa; Nematoda; Chromadorea; Rhabditida; Ancylostomatidae
Exons: 2
Coding region: 1-927 (308 amino acids)
Molecular function (GO): structural constituent of cuticle
Source: RefSeq, a predicted model, not a curated record
AUGGCUCGUCUCAUCGUUGGACUUACUUCUGCUGUCAGCGGCAUUUUCAUUUUUGCCGCUAUUAUCGCUGUUGGAUUCAUUUUGAAUGAUAUUAACAACUUCUACGACGAUGCAAUGGACGACAUGAAAGAAUUUAAGGUUUUUGCUGACGAUGCCUGGACAAAAAUGGUAUUCACGACCAGCAAUGGCAGAUCUCGCCGUCAAGUCUACGGCGCCGGUGAUGCUGGCGUUCAAGACGAUGCCUCCACCUCUUCCAACGGUGGUGGCAGCUGCAACUGCGGAGCACAACCAAACGACUGCCCCGCCGGGCCUGAAGGCCCCCCAGGAGCCACGGGAGAGCCAGGAACAGAUGGUGAGGACGGACAGCCUGGUGCCCCAGGAGAGCCUGGUACAAAGUCUGGCAAAUCCACCUACGAUAACUCGGAAUGCAUAUCAUGCCCUGCCGGAGAACCCGGACCAGCUGGACCUGACGGUGAGGCAGGACCUGCAGGCCCUGAUGGACAGGACGGUGGACCAGGAGAAGCCGGCAAAGAUGGAGAACCAGGAGAGCAGGGACCAGAAGGAGAUGCUGGACAACCUGGCGAUGACGGAGCACCAGGAGAACCGGGAGCUCCCGGAAACAAUGGUCAACGUGGACAGGGCAAGCCUGGACCGGCAGGAGAGCAAGGACCAGAGGGACCGGCUGGUAAUCCAGGAGCGGACGGUGGAGCUGGUAGCCCAGGAGCUGAUGGCGAAGCUGGACCUGAAGGACCAGCUGGUAACCCUGGAACAGAUGGUCAGGAUGGAGAACCUGGAGCAGUUGGAGGGCCUGGUCUUCCAGGCCAAGAUGCCGCUUAUUGUCCUUGCCCGCCUAGGACCACUGUGGGUAAUGAUGCUGCUGUUGAAGACGAGAAGACUGCAGGAUAUGGAAGAAGACGUUUCCAUUAG